CUGGUUCAGGGAAAGGUUAGAACACUGAGUACACAGCAGCUGCCAAACAAGAUGUGUUUGGUUGAAGGCCUGGCAACAGGAGGACUGCCGUUGAACACCUGACAAUGAGAAAAGCCCCGGGAGAGGUCCCACACCCUGGUGGGGGGCCGAGUCAGCCGUUAUGUUCCAAGAAGGUAGCUAAGAAACUUGCCCCCGGGCUAAACCCUUGCCAUAUUAGAAUCCACCAAUUAUAUCCCUGUAACCAUGCAUCUGCUUCUGUAUGCUUGCUUCUGCUCCCCAAAAUCCUAUAAAAGCCCUUCCUUGGUUCCGUGGGGCGCGCCAGUCCCCCGAGUGACUGAAGCGCCCGCAGGUGCCUGUGCCUGUGUAUCCCGACAAUAAACCAAAUCCUCUUGCUGAUUGCAUCCUGUGGUGUCUCGGUCUGGUCUUUGGAGUUGGAGGGUCUCCAUCCCGAGGGAAAGUUCUCCCUGAGAGCUUUUCAUUUGGUGCGUUGGCCUGGAAAGGAGAUCCUCCACCCAGGGACCACCGACCACCCACUGGGAGGUAAGCCGGCCGACGUCUGUCUGUCUGUCUAAUUUUGUCUCGUUCUACCUUAUUCUGUCUGUUCUGUGAGCGCUCAGCCAGGUCUGUUCUGUGAGCGCUCAGCCAGGUCUGUUCUGUGGGCGCUCAGCCAAGUCUGUUCUGUGAGCGCUCAGCCAGGUUCUGUGAGCACUCAGCCAGGUCUGUUCUGUGAGUGCUCAGCCAGGUUGUUUGGAAUUUGGGCGGGACGAAGAAGGAGCUGACGAGCUCGGACUUCUCGCCCCGCAGCCCUGGAAGACGUUCCAAGGGUGCUAGGGGCCCGACUUUUCGGGCCCCAAUCUGGGAGAGGAGAAAGAUCCGGACUAACGGCACCUCUGUCUGUAUUUUUGGCUUUCAGAGGGCCCCGGACCUUUGCCACCUCUAUCUGAGAAAGAUCCGGACUAACGGCACUCUGUCUGUAUUUUUGGCUUUCAGAGGGCCCCGGACUUUUGCCACCUCUAUCUGACUUUUUGCUUUCAGUUUGGUACCAAAGCCGUGCAGCACGCCUGUCUGUUGUUUGUUUGACUGUUGGUGUUGUUUGUUUUCUCUGUGUUCUAAUCUUCCUUAGAACUAACAUGGGACAGUCCCUAACAACGCCCCUAAGUCUCACUCUUGAUCAUUGGAAAGACGUCCACGACCGGGCACACAACCAGUCCGUCGAGGUUAAAAAAGGAAAAUGGCAGACUCUCUGCACAUCCGAGUGGCCCACCUUCGGAGCCGGAUGGCCAGUGAAUGGCACAUUUAAUAAGAUCAUUAUUUUACAGGUUAAAGAUCGGGUCGUCCACGGACAUCCUGACCAGGUUCCUUAUAUUAUCACUUGGGAGAGUCUUGCCUUAUACCCCCCCCCUUGGGCGGAACCCUUCGUGGACCCGAAUUGGCCUCCCCUCAACCCCCAGCUUGUCCCCUCGGCCCCGCCCGGUUUGCUGGCCCCGUCUUCCUCUCUCUACCCCACUCUAAUUAAAUCAGAGCCUUCUAAGAAACCUGUCCUCCCGGCAGACUCAAACUCCCCUCUCAUAGAUCUUCUCUCUGACAGGCCCGGCUGAAACGGAGGAGGCAGAGCCGCCGGCCAGAUCAGUUGCCGGGCCACAGUCUGAUAAGGGUUUCUCCCCUGUCGCAGGGAGAUUGCGCAAUAAGCGCGAGGUGAUGCCAGAUUCAACCUCCCAGGCUUUCCCACUUAGACAGGGAACCGGUGGCCAGACCCAAUACUGGCCGUUUUCAGCAGCUGACAUUUACAAUUGGAAACAACACAACCCUUCUUUCUCCAAAGAUCCGAUGGCACUCACCGACCUAAUAGAAUCUGUUUUACUUACCCACCAGCCUAUUAAGGAUGACUGCCAACAGCUCUUACAGGCCCUCUUAACCUCAGAAAAAAAAAAAAAAACAAAGAGUGUUCCUAGAGGCCAGAAAGCAUGUUCUGGGAGAUGAUGGGCGUCCCACCCAGCUGCCUGAGGAAAUUGAUGCUGCAUUCCCACUUAAGAGACCAAACUGGGAUUUUAAUACAGCUGAAGGUAAGGGACACCUACGCCUUUAUCGCCAGUUGCUUCUAGCGGGUCUCCGAGGGGCUAUACGACGCCCUACUAAUUUGGCUCAGGUAAAACAGGUAUUACAGGAAGCAGGGGAAACUCCCUCCGCCUUUCUAGAGAGACUUAAGGAGGCCCUACCGUAUGUACACUCCCUAUGACCCAGAUGACCCAGGACAAAUGACGAGUGUCUCUAUGUCCUUCAUCUGGCAGGCUGCUCCAGAUAUCAGGACUAAGUUACAGAGGUUAGAAAAUUUACAGGGCUAUACAUUACAGGAUUUACUUAAAGAAGCUGAAAAAGAUUUUUAAUAAGAGAGAGAAUUGAGUCGAAUCUUGGCCGCCGUAGUUCAGGGCCAAGAAAGGAAGGGAGAUAGGGGGGAGCUCGAAAGGGGCUGAAGCUGGAUAAAGAUCAAUGUGCCUAUUACAAAGAAAAAGGACACUGGGCCAGAGAGUGCCCCAAGAAGCCUGGCGGACCCCGAAAGCCUCGACCACAAACCUCCCUCUUGGCUCUAGAUAAAGAUUAGGGAGGUCAGGGCCAGGAGCCCCACCCCUGAGCCCAGGGUAACGCUUAAAGUUGGGGGCAGCCGGUUGCUUUCCUGAUAGACACAGGAGCCCAGCAUUUAGUCCUCACUCAAGCUUCAGGACAACUCAGCGACCGGACGGCCUGGGUACAAGGAGCUACUGGUGAGAAACAAUACCGAUGGACUACGGACCGCCGGGUUCAGCUGGCUACCGGUAAGGUGACCCAUUCCUUCUUACAUGUUCCGGACUGCCCGUACCCUCUGCUGGGCCGUGACCUGCUCACCAAACUAAAAGCACAAAUUAGGAAGGAGGGGCCCAAAUAACUGGCCCCCACGGAACUCCCCUUCAAGUUCUAACCCUACAACUAGAGGAUGAAUAUAGACUAUAUGAACCGGGACAGGACAAGCCACAAUCCCUAGAAAUAGACACUUGGGUCACGAAUUUUCCACUGGCUUGGGCAGAGACUGGUGGGAUGGGGUUGGCGCUCCAACAGCCCCCCUUAAUUACAACUCCAGUCUCCAUAAAACAAUACCCCCUGUCACAUGAAGCUUAUCAAGGUAUAAGGCUUCACAUUACGAGGCUUCUAGAUCAAGGCAUCCUAGUCCCCUGCCGGUCGCCUUGGAAUACGCCUCUUCUGCCUGUUAAGAAACCCGUCACUGGAGAUUAUAGGCCAAUACAAGACUUGAGAAAGGUCAACAAGAGGAUAGAAGAUAUUCAUCUGACUGUUCCAAACCCUUACAAUUUUCUCAGUAACUGUUCAUCGAUGAGAAACAGGGGUAUGCUAAAGGGGUCCUAACACAAAGGUUGGGACCCUGAAAACGCCCUGUGGCCUACCUGUCUAAGAAAUUGGACCCUGUGGCCUCCGGCUGGCCACCGCGCCUAAAGAUGGUGGCUGCUAUUGCUGUCCUGAUCAAGGAUGCUAGAAAAUUGACUUUGGGACAGCCACUCACCAUCCUAGCACCCCACGCAGUGGAGGCCUUGGUAAAACAGCCCCCAGACCGCUGGCUCUCUAAUUCCCACAUGACCCACUACCAAGCCUUGUUACUGGAUGCAGAACGGGUUCAGUUUGGGCCCGUAGUCGCCCUCAAUCCUGCCACCUUGCUUCCCCUACCAGAGGAGGCAGAACAGCAUGACUGCCUACAAAUCCUCACAGAAGUACAUGGAACCAGGCCGGACCUAUCGGACCAGCCUCUUCAGAAUGCUGACCACACAUGGUACACAGAUGGCAGCAGCUUCUUGGCAGAGGGAGAGCGAAAGGCUGGAGCUGCGGUCACUACGGAGGACAAAGUAAUUUGGGCAAAAGCCCUGCCUGCUGGUACCUCCGCACAACGGGCUGAACUCAUCGCCUUGACUCAGGCGCUCAAGAUGGCAAAAGGUAAGAGGCUAAAUAUAUAUACAGACAGCCGCUAUGCCUUUGCCACGGCACACAUCCACGGGGAGAUCUACCGGAGGCGGGGGCUGCUCACAUCUAAAGAUAAAGAUAUUAAAAAUAAGGCUAAAAUUCUGGCCCUCUUAGAAGCCCUAUUCUUGCCCAAAAGACUGAGUAUUAUACAUUGUCCAGGACACCAAAAAGGGCACAACCCAGAGGCACGAAGAAACCGGCUGGCCGAUGCCACGGCGCGAGAAGCGGCCAUGAGCAAACAAAUCUUGCCCUUAAAUAGCCCAGACCAACCCACGCCCCCACCAGUGGGACAAACCAGUUGAGUUUAUGCCCAUGAGGACAUAGAGCUCCUAAAAAAUGGGGGCCAUCUACCACCCUCAACUAAAACAGUGGGUCUACAAAGGACUUUUGAAUUGAUCUCCUUUUUACAUAAGAAGAUAAAAACCUUACUAGAUCGAGAAGAGAUAAAUCUGUUUUUUUUUAAUUGGGACAAAGCGAUACAAAAGGUGACUGAGAGUUACAAAGCGUGUGCUCAGUUUAACCUGGGAAGGACCAUGAUUGGACAAGGAGUUCGUCCUAGGGGACACCGUCCCGACAUCCAUUGGGAAAUUGAUUUUACUGAAAUUAAACCAGGUAUAUAUGGAUACAAGUAUCUCCUAGUGUUUGUAGACACCUUCUCAGGAUGGGUCGAAGCCUUCCCCACAAAGCACGAGACUGCAAAAAUGGUCACCAAGAAGCUCCUCGAGGAAAUCUUUCCCAGCCCUUCUCUGAGGGCCCAUUUACAGGCCCUACAGAUUGUGCAGAAAGACGUCUGGAGACCUUUGGCCGCUGCUUACCAGGACGAGCUUGAGCAUCCGGUGGUGCCACACCCGUUCCAGAUUGGAGACACCGUG
Molecule: messenger RNA, 4871 nt
Organism: Rattus norvegicus (Norway rat)
Lineage: Eukaryota; Metazoa; Chordata; Mammalia; Rodentia; Muridae
Source: RefSeq, a predicted model, not a curated record